This is a messenger RNA of Larimichthys crocea (large yellow croaker), 7032 nucleotides long. It is a transcript of the gene lsamp, whose product is annotated as limbic system associated membrane protein. The coding region runs from base 2256 to 3170 and encodes 304 amino acids. The record is from RefSeq and is a predicted model, not a curated record. The transcript has 9 exons. NCBI's taxonomy places the organism in Eukaryota, Metazoa, Chordata, Actinopteri, Sciaenidae.
GUUUUAUCUAAUUGCUUAAAUGACUUUUUUUAAUCUCCCUUGAUUUCUUCUACCACCUGCUACUUUAUUCCCUACUCUACUCUUUUUCUUUUUUCUUUUUUUUUUUGAAGGAUAGUAGUUGACGUUUUCCUUGGGAUACUGUAGAUCAAUCUGGCUAAAGAUGAAGCUAGGAGAGAAGAGGCUGUAGGUAAUCCCUGCACCAAUUCAAAACCAGACAUUGCUCUCUCUCAUUCUGGUGCUGCGAAAGCAUUUCACCCCGAUGAGUUCAUCCAGCUGUUGACCUGGCUGGGUGAAAAGAGAAGCAACAAAGAGGAAAAAGUGAUGGGAGGAGAAGAGGAGGCUCUGUCAGUUAAGGCUUUGUCUGCUAUUGACCGGGUUUGAAUUGGAUUCAGCCCAGACUUAAGCAACUGUAACGUAAGUCACGGAGCGUGAGCCGGCUGGGGCAUUUGAGCUGGGAUGUAUGGGGCAGCGUUUGAGAUGUAUGGAGGUCUAAGAAGAUAAAACAAUGAGCCACACUGUGAUACAAUACUUGACAUCCACUGUAAAUGUGUUAUAGAGUGUGAAGUACAAAAGAACAGAGAUGGGGUAAGGAUGGACAGAGGACAUGGCAGACAAACAGGGACUUAAAACCAGCAAUAGACAAAGAAACGAGGCUCGCAGAGAUAAAAACAGAUUACAGACAAACAACAGGGGAGAUGCUGAGCUGGGCUGUCCCACCAGACGGAGGAGAACUCUGACUGUUAAUCAGCUUGUGUUGUUUUUUUUUUUUAUGGGGACAGUGUGUUUGUGUACGGCUUCUGACCCCGACUUCUGGAGGACAGACACAAAAAAAACCAAAAAAAAAAAGCAUUCCUCGCUGCUUUUGUUUGCAUGCUGGGAUUUGGAUUGGCCUUGCUCUUUUGGAUUCCAUGUGCCAAAAGUGCAAAAAAAAAAAAAAAAAAACAAUUCUUUGAUAACAGAGAUUUUUUACUCCGAGCCACUAUGAAGUGUGUAAAUUACACCUCAGUUGUGCAGUUGACAAAGACCCCCUACAGCCCUAAAUAGCCCCACUUUUAAAGCAAACAAAAAAAGACACAUGCACACAUUCAUGCACUGACACCGCACACUACACUGACUACUGCCCGCUAUGAUUUGAAGUCAAGAGGAGGAAUUAAAAGCUUUCAGGCGAGAGCAGUUCCUUUUGCUCUUGACAUGUUUCAAAGGUGAGAUGUUUGCUAUGCAUGCUGAACUGCCAGUAGGUGUUUAUAGUUGUGUUCUUUUUUCUUCCAUCUUUACCACUCACAAUAUUCCUGACAACUUUCAGAACUGUCCUUUUCUUCUUUUUUAUAUCCAUCUCUGUGAAUGCGAAGUCACCAGAGGGUUGAGUUGCAGUGCUCUCCCCCUUUUUUUUUCUUUUCUGUCCUUUUCCUCCCACAGUCUCUCUUUUUUCCAUUUGAACACAAAGUCAUUCAGUCUCUAGAGUUUGUAGUAACCUUCACUCUCAAAGAAGUGCUCUGAGUUUUGUGUAUUUUUUUUUCAGUUGUUUUCCUCCCCUCGUAGGAGAAGGAGGCAUUCCAGUUUAGAGCUUGACUUUCAUCGCUCAUCCUCCACACACACACACACAAACACACACACAUACACACACACAUACAGAAGCAGCUGGUUGAUAGUAAACAACUCUAAAAAAAGAAGAAAAAAAAAAGUUCAGCUCAACUUGCUGACCUUCAACCAUCCCUCAAAUUCACAUUUAAUGUGCAGAAUAAAAAAAAGAAAUUUUAUAUUUCUGCUAUCUCCUCUCUCUUGAGCAUGAAGACGUUCACUUUCUAUCUGCUAAUGUGCCCCAGCGCUCUUCACGUCGUCUCGGCCUUGACUGCAGAGCCUCUCCCAUGCUGCUAUGCCAGACUGAGCUGGCACACACACUAUCUCACCCUGGCAUGGACUAGACCCUGUCAGGCUCCAUUCCUACAGGAGAAAUCACCCAAUUAGUCUGAAACUUUCCAGACAAAGAGCCGUCAGCAGCUGGACUGGCUGAACUGAAAAGGGCCUGAUCCGUUGUCCUCAUCAUUUACUAUUCCAAAAAUGUAACCUUUAACCAAAUGAUGUGUAAUUGUACCAAGUUUUGUUCAUCCUGCUGAAGUGAUUUGGACUUAAUCUUGCUUGAUGCUAAUUGUCUCUUUCCUCUCUGCCUGCUUUCCGGGAUGCUGUCUUCGAAUCUUCUCCACCCCGGGCCUGUCUGUGGAUCUUGAAUUGCAGGAUUCCCUGUCCGGAGUGUGGAUAUGCAGCGGGCCACCGACAACAUCACCAUCCGCCAGGGCGACACAGCGAUUAUAAGGUGUUACGUUGAUGACAAAGUGUCCAAGGUGGCCUGGCUCAAUCGAUCCAACAUCAUCUUUGCCGGUCAGGACAAGUGGUCCCUGGACCCCAGAGUAGAUCUGGUUACUAAAGGACAGCUGGAGUACAGCCUGCGCAUACAGAAGGUGGAUGUGUAUGACGAAGGGUCGUACACCUGCUCCAUACAGACUAAGCAGCAGCCCAAGACCUCACAGGUCUACCUCAUUGUACAAGUUCCAGCCAACAUCUACAAGGUGUCGGAAGACAUCAUAGUGAAUGAGGGCAGUAACGUGACACUCAGUUGUUUGGCCAGUGGCAGGCCAGACCCUGCAAUCACCUGGCGGCUGCUAAACCCCUCAGCAGAGCCACUGGAAGGAGAAGAGUACCUGGAUAUUAUAGGUAUCGUGCGAAACCAAGCAGGUCGUUACGAAUGCAAGGCCAGCAACGAUGUCGCCACGCCUGAUGUCAAAUACGUCAAUGUGGUUGUCAACUAUCCUCCAACAAUAAAGAAAACCCAGAGCUCAGAGACUCAGGUGGGCCGCAUGGGGACACUGCAGUGUGACGCCGUGGCUGUGCCCACACCAGAGUUUGAAUGGUACAGAGACGAAAAAAGGCUGAUCAAUGCCCAGGGCAUCAAUAUCCAAAUUCUUGGCACCACCACUAUCCUCAUGAUCGCCAACGUCACCGAAGAGGAUUAUGGGAACUAUACCUGUGUGGCCACGAACCGACUGGGCGUCCAGAAUGCCAGCGUUUUCCUCUAUAGACCCGGGACAGGUCGAGAUAUCAACGGCUCUGCCUGUGUAUCUCAAUCACUGUGGCUCCUUCUGGCCUCCUUCGCCUGCCUUUUCUUUAAGUGUUAAUACUGCUGCCCUCCUCCUCCUCCUCCUCUUCCUCUUCUUCCUCCUCUUACCCCUUCUUGCCUUUUUUCCUUCCUUCCUGCUCUUUCUCUCCUUCUCUCCAACUCACCGACAUCCUUAUUGCUACCUUAUUACCAACUUUACCGCCCCCACCCCAGACUGUUUGCAUCAUGAUACGAAAAACCUUAUGUGCUCUCGAGCACUGCUUACAGAUAUAAUGAAAAGCGAUGGGUUAUGAGUAAAAUGUUAUAAGAACAACAACAAAAAACAGUGAAAUGAAGGACAGAACAAGCAAACAAUGCUCUUUUAAAGAACUGCAUUGUUCUUUUUAAUUCAUAUGCACUUCUUUGUUUCUGCUAUAUCUUGUCUUUGGGGUCUGGAUGGGGUUUGUUGUGUUUUUUUUGUUUAUUUUUUGUUUUGUCUUCAUGGGAAUGAAAGCAGAGGCUCACAACGAUGCCAACAAUCAUUUGUCUCUAGAAGUACUGAAGACAUAAGGUGUAUUUCUUCUUCCCAUAGAUGCAUUAUGUUAACUUAAAGUUUAGAUUUAACCAAGUGUGUAACCAGUGUAUUAAUGAGCAAACAUGCAAAGUAUCUGCCAAAUAUCCAUAAAGUAUAUAGAUUUGAAACUAACACACAGAAAUCAAAGGGAAAACACUUCUGUAAUGAGAUUAGAGCUUGAUAUUAAAGUCUGUACUACCAUAAUCCGAUGCUACGACACUGACACAGAGAUAUAGAGCACUAGACAGAUAUCUCUCCAAUCGAAGACAUUUUUUCUAGACGCAGCAGUCACUUGGAUUGUUGCUGUUGAGCCCUGAAAUUGAGGACGCAGUGCAUAGAAUCGACUUUGAUCCUACUGAGCUAAACCAUGCGGAGUGCAAACAUGAGGAAAAUUUGUUUAUCUGGUGAUGGAUACCUACAUCUUCAUUCAGUGGCUUUGCAACCACUCGCCUUUAUUCCAAAAGAUUUCCUCUUUUCUUUUCGCAGCAGGAAAAGAAAACACAGUAGGUUAUAAUGAUGCGUACUGUACAUAGUAAAAAACAAUUUUGUAUUUCUCUAUGAUAAGACAACUUGUUCUGCCACUGUAACAACAGGAACCAGAGACAAUUGUUGCAGUGUUUGCUGCUUGUUUGGCAACCAACCAUACUGCGCAGUUUGUCUCUGCUCCAUGGCAGGCUGCGCCGCAUUUAGCUACUUAAUACUGUACCACAUACAGUGUUUGCUUUUAGUUUAUGAGUUAUAGGAUCAUCCUUCUAUACUGCUGGAAUUUGGAUAAAAAAAAUGUAUGACACCAAUGAAUGACUUACUUUUUAGUUAUUUCUCUUUCAAAGAAGAAUGUGUGUUUUAAUAUGAAAUGGUACAGAAAAAUUCAUAAUGUAUUGAUAUUGAAGUUAUUUUUUUCUGUCUUUACCUCAUACAUUUUAGUUGUGUGUGUGUAUAUAUAUACUUGAAUCCAAUGUCCUUAUAUACUAUAUGAAACAGCAAAUUUUACGUGUCAUGUUUCUGAGUAGGGUAGCGAUUUCUUGAGGAUGAAUGACUCAGUAGAUCUCUUGAACUGGCAGCCCUGCUCUAUCAUGUGAACUGAAGCCCAUUAGACAAUGAUGUUAAAGAAUUUCUUUCUUUCUUUUUUUUUUUUUGAAAAGUCUAGCAUAAAGAGAAAAAGAUAGUUUUGUGCAGUUAUUAUUGUACCUAUCUGUGAGAUGAUACAAGUGCUGGCUUACACGAUGUUAUUGGGAAUGGAAAAUUAUGUUAAGCUUGUGAUGCUUUUUCAUAUGCCAGGAAUUCAAUAUGAGAACAGAAAACAAAUACAUUUUGAAUGCUUAUUCCCCUCAACGGCCAUCAAGGCCACCGCGCUAAUGGGCGACUUUAACAAAAUAAUACCAUUAAAUUACGUCCUUCAAUUAUGUCCUUCAGCAAAAUUUUCUCAUCACACCUUACUGAUCACUGAUUUCUGAAUGAAAAAAAACAGUCAAAUGUGUCAUGUUUUAUAAAACUCACAAGAAGAAGAUUUUUCAGUGCAGCUCUCUGAGGAAACAGCCCCGAGGUCAUCGCUGUUCUGACGAGAAUUGCUGAAACUGGUGCACUAUUACCUGCCUUUUGUUUUUUGCCAUUUAUUUUGACCUACUGUAAGGUGACUAAUAGCGUAUGGACUCCAGCGCCCAGUUGAACUCCUCAACUGGAUGUGUGUUAACGUCUCCGCUCUUCUAACAACCAAGCCGAGAUAGUACUAGUACUGUAAAACACACGUGUAAUUAAUGUCAUCCUUGUCAUGCAUUAAAGACAUUGUUCCCAGUGUUUUCAUUGUAAAUGCUUCUGAGGUCAUGGCUGUGUGACUUUGUGAUCCAGUCUUAUUUUCAUGUGGGUAAGCUGGUAGAAGUAGAGCUGCACAGGGACUGAAACAGGCAACAAUUCAAAUCACAGAUGAAGCAUUUAAACGGUUAAAGCGGCAUUUCUGUUGCCUCUAUGGUGGAUCCACUUUAACGUGGAUUACUUGCCUCCUGGUGUUUUUCUACUACAUUGGUGUUUCUGCAGACUCUCUUACCGCUUUUUAGCACUCUGACUAGCCCACAGUUGAGGAUGCUUAUCGUCUUACUGUAGUAAGAAGUGAAUGAUCUGGAAGCUGUGGUGAAAUAGUUCUUCACGAUCAGUUUGCAUGAGAGUGGUCUGUGCUUACAUGUCUGUUUCAGUAAAGUCCGUCUGUCUUGAUGUGUCGCAUAGAAAAACCUCAGGGCAGUGCUAUAGGCUGGCCUCGGGCAGACUCUCUCUCUCUCUCUUUUUUUUUUUUUGCUGGAGAAGACCCUAACAGACUACAAGACCACGGGUCAAAUAUCUCCAAAUUGUGCUCAGCAUUUAUUUUAACCUGCAUGGAGUGCAUGAUGGGUGGAGUUCACUGCAUCAAGGCAAAUCGAGUGAGGAAGUCAUUUUCUCAACUUUCUACCAUCCAGGUGAUUUUUAUGAGGCAGACCUCAUCAUUGUGGGUCCAUGCAGGUUAAAACCAGCCAAUAAGCACUGACUGACACUAAAACAACUAUAUGUAAAAGCCAUGGAGCUCUGUCUUAUCCAUACAACAUGAAAAAACAGCCAGCCUAUGGACGCAGCACCAAACCCCGCCCCUAUAGACAGACCUGGAUAUCUACUGAAGACUGUAGGUACAGCUAUCUAGUUUACUAUUGAGCAUAGCCUCAAAACAUCACCAUUGCUUCAUUGUUGGCUUAUGUAAGUGCGCGUGUGUGCUCUGAUUCUGUUCUUAUCCUACCUGAGAAAUUAAUAUGAGGCAUAAGAUACAUGAAGAGUUGGCCAAACAGCUAACUUUCUACUUUCUUUGGCUUGAUGGUUACAGUGGUAACCCUUUUUUUUAAGUUACUUUUUUUUUUUCCUCCUCUGUGUGUAUAUACAGUAUGAUGUUUCUACAGUAGAAUGUUGUAAAGUCAGCAAAUCCAUAAGAUCGUGUUUAUACAACUCAGCAUUUAAAAAUUUCAACAGAAAAUGUAACUAUCACGUUUAUACGUCCCUUCCCAUAGUCGUGGGAAACCAAGAUUCAAUCAUGGAUAAAGACACAGCAAUGUCCCAUUUUUGUUUUUUUUUUCUAUUUGACCUUACUUUAUUAUGGCAUAAGGUGAUUGCAGUCAGUUUCUAAAAAAUAAAAAAAAAAUCAUAUGUAAUAAAGGUAUAUGAGAAAAUGUUCAUAACACAAAAUAAAGUUGUUUGAAUUUAAUGUUCUGUAUUUGAAUGUGACUUGAGAUGUCGGGGCCCGUAACAUCUUCUUUUUUUUUUUUUCUGGAAAUAGCUUGGAACACACGGAAUCUUCAAUGGUACUGUUGUGUUUAUCACCAUGUAACAUGCAAAUAAAAUAAUAUAUGUAUUGUUA